Molecule: messenger RNA, 1152 nt
Organism: Corticium candelabrum
Lineage: Eukaryota; Metazoa; Porifera; Homoscleromorpha; Homosclerophorida; Plakinidae
Product: coiled-coil domain-containing protein 160 homolog
Exons: 1
Coding region: 33-1034 (333 amino acids)
Source: RefSeq, a predicted model, not a curated record
UCUGGCUGUUGUCAUGUAAAAGGCCUCGUAAUAUGUCUGAGGUAUUUGACGGAAAGCAUUGGGUGGAGGAUCUUUUUCCUCCAGCAUACGGUAUUGACGAUGUAAUUAUAAGCGAUAGAGAACAAGGUCAACUGUCUUCUACUGUCUUCUCUGAAUGGCUGCGAGACUGGCUGCCCUUUCCUCGUGCACGCCGCGUAGUAAAACGCAAUGCAGAGGAGCAGACAAAUCAACAGGAGACUGAUAGAGUAAACAACGCAGAGCAGCAAGACAAGACAAGUCUGCCCACUAGGCUACACACGUCACGUGACGAUGUCACUGCUCACAUAGAAAGAUCUGAAGAUGAGAGAAUGGUAGAUACACAGUCAGCUGCUGUAGAUUCUUCUUCGGAAGGAAGCGUGAAGGAAAGUGUGUGGACGUGGAAUGAGCUGUGUGCAUUGCGAGAACAUUAUGAUAAUAUUCAGAGCGAAAAAAUAAAUUUGGAACUUCGUGUUAGUGAUAUGCAACAGCAAUUAGAUAUGUCCACAAGAAAGUUGUCUGAAUUGUUUCAUGUAGCCGAAAGACAGUUUACUCUGAUUCAGAAAAUGAGACGAGAAAUUGAGCAACUAAGAAUAAAAAUUACACAACAGAAUGAAGAGAAGAGGAAAGCGAAAGAAAAGAGUGACGAACUUGAUUGUGAUAGAGAGAGGCUUGCAGCAGCUCUUCAAAGAGCAGAAACCAAGUCGGAGACACUGGAAUUGAUUGUUGCAGAUAAAGAGCAGCAGAUUUUUGACUUGAAUGUGACAUUACACAAUCAGAAAAGCAAAGAGAUCCUCACUGCAAAGACAGCUGUGAUGUCACUGGAAGAGAAAUACGCGGAGAAGGUAAAGAGUUUAACUACUGAACUAGCAGAAGGGAGAGUUGAGCUUGAGAGAUGUCGUGAAGCACAUAAAAGAGAUAAGACAGCCCUAGAUCAAUUGAGGAAGCAUUUUGCUGAUCAGUCAUUGUCGAGACAUACAUAUCAAGCAGACUGCAUGUCUUUUGUAUAUAUUAAUUAAUUGAAUGAUGAUAUCUAAAUGGGUCUGCUUUGCUUCUACAAAGUCAGAUCCAGAACAGCAACUCAAUUAUUUAGAACAUAUAUUAUAAUCAUAGAGCAUCCAGGUAUAUGUAAAAUAU